Spodoptera frugiperda (fall armyworm) is the source of this 1774-nucleotide messenger RNA. RefSeq names its product adenosine deaminase 2-like. The coding region runs from base 119 to 1636 and encodes 505 amino acids. Gene Ontology annotation, molecular function: adenosine deaminase activity. The record is from RefSeq and is a predicted model, not a curated record. Gene Ontology annotation, biological process: inosine biosynthetic process; adenosine catabolic process. The transcript has a single exon. NCBI's taxonomy places the organism in Eukaryota, Metazoa, Arthropoda, Insecta, Lepidoptera, Noctuidae.
ACAGCUGACCCGGGUAUGAAAUAAUGCAGAUAAAACUUAUACAGUACCUAACAAACAGUAUUUUAUUAACUGCGAAGACGAGAACACAUAUAAACAAAGUGUAGAUAAAAGUUUAAACAUGGAUACUGCAGUUUUCUGUGUCACUCUGUGUCUACUUAUAAAUGCAAAUACAGCUGACGUUCCAACCAAAUAUUAUCAAGAAAGAAGUGCUUUAUUAGCCGAAGAAAUACACACAGCUGUUGGUGGAAAAGUAAGCCUGAAUGAAAAUGAAACGAUAGCCAAUAAUAUACUGAUGAAAUGGAAGGAGAAGGAACUUAGUAAUUCUAAUGCACAGCGGAUAAAUUUUGCUAAACACUACUUUACUUAUAAGAAAGAUAUAGAAAAAUCGAAGGUUUAUAAAAUUAUAAGGAAAAUGCCUAAAGGAGGGUUGUUGCAUGUGCAUAGUACGUUGCUAUUGAAUGAAGAUGUACUGAUACAGUUUACGUAUGAAGACUAUUUGUAUGCCUGCUUCGCAAAUAAUGAUUUGAGUUUUUAUUACGCUACGAAAACUCCAGACCAACCUUGUGCAACUAAAUGGGAGCUCGUCAGUGAACUUAGAAACAAUGCUAGUAGCACAGAAGCCUUUGAUACUCAGUUAAAACAAUAUCUAACAAUCUACAAUGAUAAAGGAGUAGACUGUGACUACCAAGAUAUGAACGCAGUUUGGCAGAGGUUCAGUAAAGUUGGCAAAACUAUGGGAUCUUUGAUUUCCUACCGACCAAUAAGAGAAAGGUAUUGUUAUGAGACACUGAAACAAUUCUACAAUGACAACAUAAUGUAUGCUGAGAUCAGAAUAAGUUUGUACGGUGUAUACGAAUUAGAUGGCUCGAAACACACCAAGGAAUACAUGGUAGAAUUGUAUAAAAAUACGACAGCAAAAUUCAUUGAGGACCAUCCAGAUUUCGUUGGAGUAAAACUAAUUGUAACACAAAGCAAAAGCCGAUUUGAGAGUGUGUUAGCAGCUUUAAAUAUGACGAGAAGGUUAAAAGUGGAAAUGCCAGAUAUGAUAGCAGGAUUUGAUCUCGUUGGUCAAGAGAACACAGGGAAACCAUUGACUGAAUACCUUCCUAUAUUGUAUGAGGCAAAAGAUGAGAUAAAUUACUACUUCCACGCCGGAGAGACUAAUUUGUCAGGAACUGCAGUUGAUGAGAACCUGGUGGACGCAAUUCUUCUAGGCUCGAAGAGGAUAGGCCACGGAUACGCUCUGACGAAGCACCCGUCUCUGAUGUCAGCUGUGAUGAAGAAGGACAUUGCUUUGGAAGUGAAUGUGAUCUCCAACGUGGUGUUGUCGUUGGUGCACGAUGUGAGGAACCACCCCUUGGCCUCGUACCUGGCUAUGGGCGCGCCUGUAGUGCUGUCCAGCGACGACCCUGGCGCUUGGAGCGCGGAGCCACUGUCUCACGACUUCUUCGUGGCGUUCAUGGGCGUGGCCAGUAAGCACGCGGACCUGAGGAUGCUGAAGCAGCUCGCCCUGAACUCCAUCACGUACAGUGCGCUGGACGAUGAAGGUAAAGCGAGACUGCUCAAAGUGUUCAACGAACGGUGGGAUAGGUUUGUGAGAGAUGUUAUCACUGAUGUGUCCUUGUUGGAAAGUUAGACUUGAUUAAUUAAGUAUAGAAUUAUGUGAAGCGACAGACGGUUGCGAAUAAGUAUUACUUAGGUACCUUAUUUCGCGUUAAGAGUGAGAAUAAUUAUUACUGUGUCAUCUCGUCUCGACUGUUAGACAUAAUAUAAU